GUCUUCCUUUCUUCAAUCAAUCAAAGUGUGAUUCAAUGUCCUUUUUUAUCCCCGUUUUCAAUUCACCAACAAAAGCAAGAAACCCAACAAAACAAGCUGAAGCAGAGGAGCUUUUGUCGUUUAAUAAUGGCGGAUUCAUACCCUCCCUUCACGACCAGACCCUCCACAAAGGCCAACACCAUAAACAGAAACGACAGUUGUAAUAACUACACGCGCCGCUUUCUUGGUAAGUUUAUGUUUUUCACUUUCUUUCUCAUCGCAAUCACAUUGUUCCCUUCCCAAGCUCCGAAGUUCAUCAACCAAACAGUGCUAAACCAGUUUUGGGAACUCCUCCAUCUUUUGUUCAUUGGCAUUGCAGUUUCUUAUGGCUUGUUUGGUCGUAGAAAUGUUGAUGAUGUUACUCAUGAUGAUUCUCAGUCGAAUGCUCCUGCAAUUUCUAAUUUUUCGUCUGUUUUUGAAGAUGGUUUUUACGAUUAUUCGAUGUACUGUAGUGGACAGGGUAAAGCCGGGAUUUUUAAUGUUAAAAAUGGUAGCUUUGAGAACCCUCACGAGGAAAACGUUGUUCAAGCUUGGAGUUCAAAGUAUGUUCAAGGGGAACCCAUGGUUGUGUUGGCUGAACCACAUUGUGAAUUGAGUUCGUUUAUUGAUCAUAACCCUUUGGGGUUGCCUGUUAGGAGCUUAAAAUCAUGGGUUGAAAGUGGGGUUAGUUCUGAAUUUGGCAAUGGAGUAAGCGAGUCUUCUGGUAAAAGUGUGAUGGAUUCGUCGGAUAAUUCAGAUAAGAUUGAAAGUUUGGGGUUUAGUCAUUUAGGGUCUGAAAAUUUUGAGGGGAAGUAUGAGGAGAGUGAUUUAAGGUCUUUAAGGACGAGACAGAGAGUUGGUGGUGGUGCCAUCCUGCCUACUCAUUUUAGGCCACUCUCAGUUGAUGAAACUCAAUUUCGAUCACUCAAAUCACAGUCUUUACAUUCCCAACUUAGUUCAUAUUCACCGAGUAGCCUGUCCGCCUCACAUUCGAGUUCAUCCGAAUCACCGAAUUCCAAAACGACUGAAUCCCUCAAUGAAGGGAGUUCCCAUCAGUCGUUUCCCCAUAGGUCGGUGAAUGCAUCGCAUUCUCGGCAUUAUAGUGAUGGCUCAUUGUUGGGGACACGCACUAGGAAAUGCUUCGAGGAUGAGCUGAAGGGAUUCUGUGACAGCAAAAAGGAUGAUUCACCAAGUAGUAGUGGUACUAAAGGGUGGAUUUCAAGUUAUCCUUUAAAAUUUGAUGCAAAGCCUGUAGCUCCCUCUAAAGCUUCCCUGAGAGGGAAGUCUGUUAGGAUGUUUCGGACCUUUAGAGGUAGUGGCAGUGCCAGAGGGCCCAGGGAAAAUCAUCCCAACAAACUAUCCUCUAAAGGUGAAAGUGAACCAAAAUUUGGACAUUAUAAUCUCUCAGUCGGGUUCAAAAGGCUGAAUCUUGGAGGUAACUCUGACAUUCAAAACUCAACAUUCUCUAAAAACCAUAACCGAGAACAACGAGAGUGGUCGGAGAGCGAGGAUGAAGGUUUUCGAGUGAGCUCGGGUGAAGAAACCAUAUCCGGGAGUUUGAGUGUAGCAGGAAAUGAUAGUUAUGAGGUUGAUAGGAAGGCUGGUGAGUUCAUAGCCAAGUUCAGACAACAGAUUAAGCUUCAAAGAACAGCAUCAAUAGAUUCACUGAAAGGGCUCAACACAUCUGGUAACUUUUUCAAGCUCGCUUUGAAUUGAGGAUUCUUCGUCCUCGUGUCCUAGU
Hibiscus syriacus is the source of this 1759-nucleotide messenger RNA. RefSeq lists its product as uncharacterized. Bases 127 to 1734 code for a protein of 535 amino acids. Lineage: Eukaryota; Viridiplantae; Streptophyta; Magnoliopsida; Malvales; Malvaceae. The record is from RefSeq and is a predicted model, not a curated record. The transcript has a single exon.